This is a messenger RNA of Cantharellus anzutake, 1118 nucleotides long. RefSeq lists its product as uncharacterized. The record is from RefSeq and is a predicted model, not a curated record. Lineage: Eukaryota; Fungi; Basidiomycota; Agaricomycetes; Cantharellales; Hydnaceae. The transcript has 3 exons. Bases 290 to 1003 code for a protein of 237 amino acids.
UCUCGUCGUCAUCAUCCCCACAGUGCAAUAACCACACUCCGAGUUGCUACCUAACAUACAUAAUAUACCUCGAAGUCAUCCCUGACCGCUAAUCAGAAGCCUAGUCCCACCCAAGUCUUUUUCCACCCGACCAAUUACUACUUACUGCCACGAGUUCAACUCGCUCCCCCCCCUCCCUCCCCUCUUUUUAUACUCCACCCCUCCGGCCCCUCCAGCGACUCUAACCAUCUAACUGCAACCCAUUCUUUGAUACUUCCCCCCCUCCCCGACCUAGCGUUACCUUCUACAAAUGCACCGCCAACGGAUUGACGACCGUCGUCGUCUGCCUGCAAAUUUGACUUAUCCUCGUAGAUACAGCCCGAAACCGAGGUGGCUGUUGCGCACCUACCCCCUCCCCCUCGAAUUCCUACCCUCACCAAUAUAUCCCCUCUUGGUUUUCUUCACCGCCUCACUUUUGGGUUACCAAGUUAUACACAAGACGUCAUUCGAUCGUCCUCGCGGUCGUCUGCCAGUAAACCUCUCGACAGGCACGCUACGGCCAGCGCUUCCAGUAGCAAUAAUAGUCUUCCCACAGAAUCGGCACUUUUGUCAUCAUCCUCGGUAUCUUCAUAUUGCAGUCAUAAACAACGAAAGAGUGCUAGCAGGUCUACUGCUCCGUCUUCCUCGUCGUCGUCCUCGUCGUCAUCUCCGUCUCCAUCUCCUAUCCGACGUGAGAGUCCGCUGGUUACGUCUAUACCUUUACCGUCGGUUCCGCAGAUCCCACUCUCAUCUCGAAGAUCACAUCCUUCCAGCUCCACUCCUCCUAAACUUUCUGCAUCAUCAAUAUUGUCAUCGUCAUCGUCAUCCCCAUCGUCAACUCCAUCUCCAGCGUGCCCAACAACUAACAACCACCGGAGUCAAAAAACAGCCUAUUCAACGACGUCAUCCCGUUCUUCUCCUCACGUCCCCGUCUCCGUAUACGUCGAUUCGCGUAAACAACCGCCACCACCGGGACCAGGCGUGACGCGUGAAUAUGCCAUCGUAACGAUCAUUCCCGGAAAGGAACCAUCACUUGAUGGGGAGUAUUCCGAUGAAGAUUGGUUACUUUACGAGUAUUCCUCUUCUGGUGAACACUCCAG